AUGUCAGAGCGCUACACCAAAGCCAUCUCGGCCAUCGACGCCGCACACGCCCUCGACCCAAACAAAAUCACCAUCUCUGGGAAAGAAAUCCCCUAUGAACUCCACUACGCCCAAAAAUGCACUGAAUACCUCGCAAAACGCGCUCCAGAGGCCUCCGAGCCCCUCCGUCUCGCAAUCCGCGCCCAGCACUUCCGCCGCUGGGAGGUACCCCGCGAUUCCUACCCCAUGACGCGCGUUGGCUAUCAUGCAUGGCGGACAUACCUCAAACAGCGACAAGCACAACUAGUGCAAUCCAUCUGCGAUGAGUGCGAGUACCCGAUAGAUUUCAGCAACAGGGUUCGUGCGUUGAUCCGGAAGGAGGACUUGAAGCAGGACGAGGAAACGCAGGUAUUGGAGGAUGUGGCGUGUCUGGUAUUCCUGGAUGACCAGUUUGAGAAAUUUGAGAAGGAGCACGACGAGGAGAAGAUCAUUGCGAUAUUAAAGAAGACGUGGGGGAAGAUGACGGAGAAGGGACAUGAGUUGGCGUUGCAGAUACCCAUGAGUGGGAGACCACAGGAGGUGUUGCAGAAAGCGCUUGCCGGGUGA
Molecule: messenger RNA, 585 nt
Organism: Lindgomyces ingoldianus
Lineage: Eukaryota; Fungi; Ascomycota; Dothideomycetes; Pleosporales; Lindgomycetaceae
Exons: 1
Coding region: 1-585 (194 amino acids)
Source: RefSeq, a predicted model, not a curated record